This is a messenger RNA of Glarea lozoyensis ATCC 20868, 705 nucleotides long. Its product is annotated as Nudix. Gene Ontology annotation, cellular component: cytoplasm; nucleus. Lineage: Eukaryota; Fungi; Ascomycota; Leotiomycetes; Helotiales; Helotiaceae. The record is from RefSeq and is a predicted model, not a curated record. Gene Ontology annotation, molecular function: endopolyphosphatase activity; bis(5'-adenosyl)-pentaphosphatase activity; diphosphoinositol-polyphosphate diphosphatase activity. Gene Ontology annotation, biological process: diadenosine pentaphosphate catabolic process; diphosphoinositol polyphosphate metabolic process; diadenosine hexaphosphate catabolic process. Bases 1 to 705 code for a protein of 234 amino acids. The transcript is spliced from 2 exons.
AUGCGCCGGCUCCAGAUUCGUAACGCCAAUUCAGAAAGCCUUCGCAGAAUUCACCGUCCGAACCACGUUCUCACCCCACCAAAUGACGGAGCUUUGAACCUCUCCCCCGACCCAGCUAAACAUAUUUUUGCGAGUCGACCCUCCAACAAAGAACUUCUUUCGACAAACACUUUCAUUGUGCGACACCCAAACCUCGCGCAAGACGCACCAGCGCUGGUGCAGCACUGCGGCAUCAUGACCAACCGUCCUAUGGAGUCGCGAGUCGGAAGAGCCAAACAACGCUACAGUGAUGACGGAGAAAGACUUGUCGCCGGUGUCGUUCCUUUAAAUUCCGCCAAAACACAUGUCCUUUUAAUUCAAUCUACUCGACGAUCCGGAUGGGUCAUGCCAAAAGGCGGCUGGGAGACGGACGAAAGUUGCAUGGAUGCUGCACAACGUGAGGCUUGGGAAGAGGCCGGAAUCUCAUGCAAGAUCGACUACGAUUUGGGCACCAUUGAGGAAACCAGAACCCCAAAACAAAUGUCGAAAGAUGCUCCCAAGGCUCUCUACCAAUUCUUCGAAGUCACUGUCACCACGGAACACGAGGAAUGGCCGGAAAAACAUAAGCGCAAUCGGCAAUGGGCUACGUUUAAAGAAGCAGAGUCGGCUUUGAACGGUCGUCCGGAGUUAAUAGAAGCCUUGAAGCGCUCUACUAUCUCCAGGUAG